AUGGAGUCCGCGGCGGCGAGCGCCUUCUUGAAGGCCGUGAUGGGGAGGCUGUUCAUGGCGCUGGAGAAGGAGUACAACAAGCACAAGGGCCUCUCGCAGGAAGCGCAGUCACUCCAGCAGGACCUCCGCAUGAUCGCCGCCGUCAUGGACGACCAGCUCCGCGCCUUGGGGAGGACGAACGACGCCCGCGCGCGCACGGCCGUCGCGCGGCUGCACGCCGAGGAGAUGCUUGACCUUGCGCACGACAUCGAGGACUGCGUCGACCGCUUCUUGCACCGCCUCACCUGCAGGCGGCAGCGCGGCGCCGGCGCCGGCGCAGGGCCCGGAGCGUCGUCGUCGUCCCUGGUGCGCAGGAUGGCGCACGAGCUCAGCAAGGUCCAGAGCCGGUCGAGCUUCGCCGACGAGAUCCAGAAGCUCAAGAGGCGCAUCAGGGAAGCGCAGCAGCGCGUCAUCGACAUCAAACCUAUCGUGGAUGUCAUCACCGGUGGCGGCGGCGGCGGCGACGGCCAACCCACCGGUGCCGCCGGCUCGUCGUCAACGCUGCCGUGCCGUGCCGCACGCAGCCCGGUGGGCCUCGUGGAGCCCGUGGAGGAGCUCCUCUCGCUGCUGGACGAGGUGGACGGCCAGCCGGAGCAGACGAGGGUCAUCUCCGUCGUCGGGUUCGGCGGCUCCGGGAAGACCACCCUCGCGAAGGCGGUCUACGACGAUCCUCGCGCAAAGGACAGAUUCCCCUGCCGUGCUUGGGUCACCGUCGCUAGCUCGCCGGAGAACAGCAAUGGGACGACGGCGAUCCUGCGUGCUGUACUCCAGCAAGUUCUUCCCAAAGACGACGCCAUGGGUGUUGACGAGCAACACGAUCUUGAAACCUCGCUCAAAGAAUACCUGAAGGACAAGAGGUAUUUAAUUGUCAUCGACGACAUUGGGAUGGAUCAAUGGAGCAUUAUAAGAUCGACCUUUGAAGACAAUGGUACAAGCAGCAGGAUAAUAGUGACCACAAUGAUUCAGUCAGUAGCAAAUAUGUGCAGUCAUGGCAAUGGUUAUGUGUAUCAAAUGAAUACACUUGGUGAAGAAGAUUCCAAGGAACUAGCUUUUCCAGGGUUUAGAUCACCUGAGUUGGAGCAAGGUUCAGCGUCAUUAUUAGGGAAAUGUGAUGGUCUUCCUCUUGCUCUGGUUAGUGUCUCUGAUUAUCUAAAGAGCUCAAGUGAGCCCACAGGAGAGCUGUGUGCAAAGCUGUGCCGCAACCUUGGUUCUCAUCUGAAAGAGCAGGAUGGCCAUUACAGCUUUUCAAAACUCAGUAAGGUGCUCCAUGACAACUAUGACAAUUUUUCUGGCUAUACUCUCAGCUGCUUGCUGUACCUUGGUAUAUUCCCAAACAAUUGUCCUCUGAAGAAGAAAGUUCUAAUCAGAAGGUGGUUAGCCGAAGGAUAUGCACGAAGUGACUCUCUCCGUAGCGAAGAGGAUAUUGCAGAUGAGAAUUUCAGUAAGCUUAUUGACAGGAACAUUAUUCGGCCAGUUGACACAAGAAACAAUUCUGAAGUGAAAACCUGUAAAACUCAUGGAAUUAUACACGAGUUUUUGCUGAACAAGUCCUUGUCACAGAUAUUCAUCGCGAAAUCAUCUCGUGAUCAUCCAAGACUCAGUGUCAAUACUAAUGCACGCCACCUUUCUUUCCAUGCUGAUCAAUUGACAGAGUGUGUGGCAUCUGAUGAAGAGUUAUCUCGUGUCCGAUCUCUGACAAUCUUUGGGGAUGCAGGUGAAGCGAUUUUUUAUGUUCAAAGGUGCAAGCUGAUACGAGUCUUGGAUCUACAAGAGUGCAAUGAUUUGGAUGACGAUCAUCUGAAAUACAUAUGCAAACUAUGGCAUCUGAAAUACCUGAGCUUUGGGGGCAAUAUCAGUGAGCUUCCAAGGAGCAUUGAGGGCCUUCACUGUUUAGAGACACUGGAUUUAAGGAGAACCGAGAUAAAGUUUUUGCCCAUUGAAGCAAUCAUGCUGCCCCAUUUAGCUCACCUGUUUGGAAAGUUUAUGCUUCAUAAAGAUGAUGUGAAGAGUGUGAACAAGAUGAGUAGACUGCAAAAAUUUUUCUCCUCCAAAAAGAGCAAUCUGCACACUUUAGCAGGAUUUAUCACUGACGAAAGCAAAGGUUUUCUGCAACAUAUUGGCGAUAUGAAAAGGCUGAGGAAGGUUAAGAUAUGGAUCAAACAUGUUGCAGGUAGCAACAAUUACAUCGCUGAUCUUUCACAGGCCAUUCAGGAUUUCACCAAGGCUCCCAUUGACAGGGAUAUUGAUCAUUCUCUCUCGCUUGAUUCCGAAGAAUGCCCUGAAAAUUUCCUGAGUUCACUUGAUUUGAAGACAUGCUCUGAAGGUUCCAAAUAUGCUUUGAGGUCGCUAAAGUUAAAUGGAAAACUUCACCAGUUGCCACCAUUUGUUACUUUGUUGUCAGGCCUCACUGAGCUUUGCAUUUCAUCAGCUACGCUGACACGAAAUCAUCUAUCAGCACUGAUCAAUCUGAACAGACUGCUCUACAUCAAACUGGUUGCAUAUAAGUUCAAUAAUUUCGAAAUAAAACCUGGUGCAUUCCCGAGCCUGCGACGCCUGUGCUUUGUGGUGAAAAGUGUCACUUCAGCUCUGCCAACAAUCAAGCAUGGAGCUCUCCCAAAUCUCAUCUCACUUGGGCUGCUCUGUCAAGGUCUAGUUGGUCUUUCUGGCAUCGAGAUCACGCACAUGAAACAUCUCAAGGAAAUCACGAUUAACUCUGGAGUGGAUGUACAAUGGGAACAGGCAGCAAAGAACCAUCCAAAUAGGCCUAAAGUUUUAUUCCUCACAAAGGUUAGUCUAGUGGAAAGAGAGGACAAUGAAAGAACUUGUGCGGUAAGGGAACAGAGUAAAAUUUGUAAAGCUCAACCAACAAGUUCAGACGGCCUCAAUAAGAUGAGACUUUCAGAAGCUUCUUCUUCGCGACUUCGUAUGAUCGUACAACAGUCAACAGGUGGUCUUAACUGCCACUGAGGCACCACCCCAGCCUUCCUUGGCAAAUCUCUAGGCUCUAGCACAAUAUACCACUGCAGCAAGUAGACCUUAAUUAAAGACCAGUUAAAAUUUGCAACAAAAACCUGCAAAACUAGAUUGCUGGUCAGUUACAUGAUCCAGAUUUCUGUCUUUCCGCACUUGUUGUGUUGUGUGUGCGGCAUGCAGUUACUAGUUGCAGAAAGUGUGGAAGUUUGCAUGCCUAGAUCUUUAAAACUAAACAUGUUUGCAUCGGUCAAAAUAGAGUCCCCGAGUUGUAAUUCUGACAGAACCUUGCUUUCACCAUGGGCGCAACAAAUC
This is a messenger RNA of Oryza brachyantha (malo sina), 3324 nucleotides long. RefSeq names its product disease resistance protein RGA4-like. Gene Ontology annotation, biological process: defense response to other organism. The record is from RefSeq and is a predicted model, not a curated record. Gene Ontology annotation, molecular function: ADP binding. NCBI's taxonomy places the organism in Eukaryota, Viridiplantae, Streptophyta, Magnoliopsida, Poales, Poaceae. The transcript has 2 exons. The coding region runs from base 1 to 3006 and encodes 1001 amino acids.